GCGCGUGAACGCGGCGCGCGCGCCCUACCUGCGGCUCAGGUAAGCUCAGAGGAAGAGUCGGAAACAAGCCGCCUCAAACCGCGUCCGACAACCAGGAGAAGUGUCUGACCGGUGAGUGUGUGGAGUGUGUGAGCGCGGCUUUAUGGAGUUUUUAUGAUCAUAAAGACGGAAAUAAAGUGUGUUUAAGAAAGAAAAAUAAAUCGCCUCAAUCACAAAAACACACUUCCGCCAUCGGAAUCGCCGCGAGCGUGAAGUCAGAACAACGCCAGAGUUCCUGUCGAGUCUAUGAGGUCCUGAUUGAAGUGUGCAAUGCCUGAACACAGCACCAGGACCAAACACAAGUCCCGCCCACACUCACAUGGGUCGGGACGCUGCAGGUCUGAGUGUUACAGGCCAAGUCGAUCCGCUUCUAGAGACAGCUCAAGUAACCAGGACUCAUACCGACCUCAUCACACCACCAAACAGGAGUCGUAUCGGAACCAACGCAACACCAGUCAGGGCUUGUACCAGGAUCACUGCCCCGAUUUCCCUCGGAUAAUCGAGCCGCACCUGCCCCAUAGUCCUCCACACUAUGCUAAAGCCACCAUGAGCUCGUACCGAGAGAAUCACACCACCAAUCACGAUUCAUACCGAGAAAAUCACAUAACGACUCCGGAUUCGUUCCGGAAUCACUACAUGGCCAGUCAGCACUUUUUCCGUGAUAAUCAGGAACCUCAUCACAACCACGCCUCCAGUCCAGAUCGCAAAAUGUCCCAGGAUUCAUGCCGAAAUCAUUAUUCCGGCAGUCAGCACUUCCCCUAUCCUCCACGUGCCAUAGUUAUCGACACCCAGCCAUCCCACAGUGCGUCUCGGAGCUGCGCUAAUGGACUGAUCCCGAGCGCUCCUUGUGGCUCGUGUUCCUGGUCAAACUGCCGAGCCCUGAUUUGCUGCAUCCUCACCUGCGGCUUUUACGGCCGCCAGCAGCCCUGCGUUCCCCCUAAUGAGAGUUCCACAGAUCCACCGGCCAAAUCUGAGUCUGAACCGCGCCGGGCCGAGCCCAAAUCCGAGCCCAAGACCACUCACCUGCCCAGUUCUGGAAGUUUCCGUUACGGAGACGUCUACCUAGCGGGAAAGAAGGUUGUUUACUCGCCAAAUUCCGAUGCUCCAGCUCGGCGCAGCAGGUCCACAGCAAAGGGAGAGAGUCAGCGACCCAUUAGCAACACUAGCAUAUACUCCAGAGAGGAUCUGGACGUGGAUGACGUGGAUGACGGAGGGACCGAUAUCGACUCGCUAAUCACCAAGAAGCUUCUGGAGCUUUAUAAACUGCACCAGAUAGAGCAGCUAGCCAAAUGCACCUCAGACCUGUCCUUCUCACGAAAGACGAACGAGAUUAGUGACCUGAUCAACAGCAUCGCACAGGACUACAACCUGGAGGAGCAGGAGGCCGAGUGCCGGCUCGUACACGGCGUCAUACGCAUCAGCACACGCAAGUGCAAGUCUCAGGCUUCUAAAGGCUAUAAAAGCAAAGACUACAAAUCCCAGGAUGCACUGCUGCAGCCAAACGGGAGGAGGGAUGGUACGCUGCCGGACAGCGGCAACGAAACCAUGACCUUUACCUUCAGCACUGAUGAACCAGAGAUGCUGGUGUCUGAUCUGACGCCGUCUGAUGAACUGGCCAGAAAGAUGCGAGGACACAGCAGCCGAAGUGCGUAUUCCUCCGGAAUGGCCACGGACUGCUCCGCAGAACCCCUGCUGUGCUGACGGCGCCGACGUGUGACAGAGACUCGGACGGGUUACAGGCACCGCCACGCUCGAUCAGAAUACUGACAUCUGGAUUAACAACUAAGUGAAUUACAGACCAAUUAGAGCGGUCACUGCAAUAUUAAACACCACACAGAGGUAUUACAGAGACACAUAUCUGGAUUAAACUCUCAGCCAUAAACACACACUUUAUAGAUGGCAGGUCUGGAUUAGAGACGCACAUCUGCAUUAUAAAUCACAUGGCCAGGUUAAACACAGCCGCAAGCAGAUUAAAGAGGACUGGAGGGAUUUACAGAGUGCAGAUUAGUGACUGCACAUCUGGAUUCUCAUCUUUAGUCUUGUCCAAGUCAUAGAUCAGAUCUCUGGAUUAGAGAUUAUAGACUGCACAGCUGGAUUAAAGAGGUUUUGAUGUGUGUGCUGGAAUAAACACUGAUUAGAGGCCACUCUGCUCCGGGUGGAUUACUGACGCUGAUCUGGCCGGAUUUUUCCUUCUCCCACUUCGCGGCUCUUCAUUGUGUUUUAUCAGACGAAGGAUGUGUGUGGGUGUGCUGGGAUUAAACUCACUCCAUACCUGUGAUUAUCCUGUAAAAAAGUGUCCUGUGGUUGAGUCACAGAGCCGGAACCUGAGGAACCUGUGCUGCUGCUGCUCAGAGACCACGAGCUAAAUUUUUAAGCUAUUUUUUUUUGUUUCUGUGUCUCAGUGUCCUUUCUCACUCCGAGUUCUACUGCAGCAUGUUCUUCCUCCUCAUGAACCUCGUCGCUCAGGCUCUGUGACCUCCUGCCACGCCAUGCUGCUUGCUCACUCUUAAAGCAUGCUGUGGUUUUGUUUACUUUUUUGUAUUGUGUUUUUUUUUUUUUUUAAAUAAAAAGGCAUGUCCUGUAUUUUUCCUGCAUCUUGUUUACAUGUGUGGUACAGAAACCAUCACAGACUGUGUUACAUGGAUAAGAAAGGGGCCAAGUUUUAUUUUCUAAAAUCUGCACUUUUAUGGACAAUCUUCUUUUCUCUCUGCUUAACUUCUCUGAAAAUUACAGCCUCCCCCUGUUUUUGUGUGUGUGUGUGUGUGUGUGUGUGUGUGUGUGUGUGUGUGUGUGUGUGUGUGUGUGUGUGUGUGUGUGUGUGUGUGGUAAACUGUGAACUCGUUUGUCUGGUUUAACAGAGCAGGAAACAAAUAAAAGGAAUUAAAGGAAAUGAAAUCCAAGUGUUUGUUGGAGGAGGUGCUGAAAAACUCAGUAAGGCUUUUCGUCAGUUUACAUUCUCAUUUAACCGACUUUUUUUCCUGGAAUUUUCUAAUAAAGUGGAAAAAGUUGGAAUAUUAUAUAUCUGGUGUGUGUGUGUGUGGUUUUGUUGUGGUUUGUGUGCAGCUUUUGUCAGGAAUUUCGCAAUCAGUAUUUUGUUAUGUGUAAGACUGUUACUGCUUUGGGGGCAGAGCUUCUCAGUAAGAGGGUGUGGCUUUAUAAUUAUAGAUUCUAUGACCUCAAUGUGCAAAUUAUAGCUGUUAAAUAAAGGAUAAA
Hemibagrus wyckioides is the source of this 3252-nucleotide messenger RNA. It is a transcript of the gene kdf1a, whose product is annotated as keratinocyte differentiation factor 1a. Gene Ontology annotation, biological process: keratinocyte development; regulation of epidermal cell division. Lineage: Eukaryota; Metazoa; Chordata; Actinopteri; Siluriformes; Bagridae. The transcript is spliced from 4 exons. Gene Ontology annotation, cellular component: cell junction. The coding region runs from base 310 to 1740 and encodes 476 amino acids. The record is from RefSeq and is a predicted model, not a curated record.